AUGCCACCUCGCCGCUCGACUCGUACAGUACGCGCGUCUGCGGAACUCACCUCAUCGAAAAAGGAGCCAGCUACAAAACGGAAACGUUUGGAAGCCCCAGAACCUGAGCAAGAGAAUGUCAAACCUGCCCCUCGAACGCGCAGAUCUACCGCUUCUGUCGCGUCUACCGCGUCUUCUUCCACAAAACGCGCUGUCGCAAAUUCAACUCGUCCCAGCAGAACUUCCACACGUAGAAAGAAGAUAAAGGAGGAGAGCGAUGAUGAGGACCAUAUGGAUAGAGUUCCUGACGACGACGAGAGACCAGCAAAGGGCAGGAAAAUCAGCCCUCCUUCCGAUAUCGAGGAGGAAAAUGCUGAAACACCUCGUGCUCAAGAACUCGAUACAGCACAAGCCGAUGAUCUUUUGAAAGCCGGCGUGGCCGUCAAAGAAGCACCCGAGGUCCAGGAGAUUAUUGAUACGUCAGAUGUCGAGGAGGCUCGUGAGGUACUCUCUGCAGUGAUAGUGGACGACGAGGAAGAAAACGAGGAGACGAAGGAGGACACACUGCAGCCACCCAGAUCACCCACUCCAAGACCUGCUGCGCCGGAAGAGCCACAAGGCCCAAAGACACGCCUUGUAAUUCACAAGAUGGCACUGAUAAAUUUCAAAAGUUAUGCGGGGAGGCAGGAGAUCGGUCCCUUCCACAAGUCGUUCUCUGCAAUUGUGGGUCCAAAUGGGUCGGGGAAGUCAAACACGAUCGACGCUUUGUUGUUCGUUUUUGGCUACAGGGCUUCUAAGAUGAGGCAAGGGAAGCUAUCGGAGCUAAUUCAUAAUUCGGCCCGCUACCCAGAUCUGGAGAGCUGCAGUGUUGAAAUCCACUUCCGCGACAUUAUUGAUAUGCCUGGCCCAGACGCGUUUGAACUUGUGCCUGAGUCCCAGCUUGUCGUUGCGCGUACUGCGUACAAGAACAAUGCCAGCAAGUACACAAUCAAUGGCCGACAAAGCAGUUACACCGAAGUGCAGACACUCUUGAAAGGUCGAGGCAUUGACCUGGACCAUAAUCGCUUUCUAAUUUUGCAGGGUGAAGUUGAGUCUAUUGCGCAAAUGAAGCCCAAGGCUCCCUCUGAGCACGAAGAUGGUCUCCUGGAAUAUCUCGAGGACAUCAUUGGUACAUCCAAAUAUAAAGAGCCUAUUGACGAGGCCCUUAUAGAAAUGGAGCGCCUGUCAGAGGACCGAUCGGAAAAGCUCAACCGACUUCGGAUUGUUGAGCGCGAGCGCAACGCCUUAGAGACCAAGAAGAAAGAAGCUGAGGACUACCUGCGUCUAAACAAUGAUCACGUACGCGCGUUAUCGCGUUUGUGGCAGUGGUAUUUAUGGCAAUGUCUCAUCAAUGCAGAAGCAUAUGAGAAGAAGAUUACUCGGCUUGAAAAGGACUUAGAAGAGGAGACGGAACGUAAUCGUGACGACAUCUUGAACGUUGAAGCCCUCGCGAAAGAAUAUGAGGAGAAAGGCAAAGCGUCUGAGAAAGUGAAGGCCGUGGCCGCUGAAGCCAUCAAGAGUCUUGCUGCCCAAGAGAAGCAACAAGUCGGCUUGGAGGAGAGACGCAAGCACGCGAAGAGCAAAGCUAAGAAACUCAAGAAGUCAUUACAGGAUGAUGAGCAUGCGCGAUCGGAAGCCUUACGCUCCAUUGAGGAUAAUUCUGCGAAAAUCGAGAGGGAAAGGGCCAAAGUGGAUGACCUUGAGGAAUCCCUCGCCAAAGAGGAGAAUGUUCUUGAGGAAAUCAGAGACAACAAGACACAGGUCUUCCAUGAUCAGAUUGAAGUGAAACAGAAGGAGCUUCAGCCUUGGACUGCCAAGAUAAAUGCGAAGAAAGCGGAGGUCGACCUUGCUACGAGCGAGCGGGAUGCCCUCGCCAAAAAAGCAGAGGCCGCAAAGGCUGCCAGUAAAGAAGCUCAGGAGCUCCUGGAGAAAUUGCAAACCGACCUUGAGUUAAAAACUACCGAGCUCGAAGACCUUAAGACUACCAAGGCGAGUAACGCAAGAGAGAUCAGGGAUCAGGAGACACGGAUGCAGGAAAUGCAAGCUCGUGUACAGCAGUUGCGGUUGAUAGCAUCCUCUGCUCGGCAGAAAGCCGAUGAAGCGAAAGCUUCUCAGGCCGCAAACACCUCUCAGAAUAAAGUCCUCGAUAGCUUGACUCGUCUCAAGAGUACAGGUCGAAUUAAUGGCUUCCAUGGUCGACUUGGUAGCCUUGGGACAAUACCUGACAAGUACGAUGUUGCUGUGUCCACCGCAUGUGGUGCGUUGAAUAAUUUGGUCGUGGAUACGGUUGAGCAAGGUCAGGCGUGUAUCGAAUAUCUCCGGAAGCAGAAUGUCGGGCGUGCUUCUUUCAUGGUUCUGGAGAAGCUACCCAACCGUGGUAUGGACAAGAUAUCAACGCCGGAGAAUGUGCCGAGGCUGUUCGACCUCAUCAAGCCUAAAGACCCACGCUUUGCCUCGGCAUUCUUCAAGGGCGUCGCGAAUACACUCGUCGCGAAUGACCUCGAUCAAGCCAAUCGUAUUGCGUUUGGAGGCCAACGGAGGUGGCGGGUGGUCACUCUCGCAGGCCAAUUGAUUGACUCUUCUGGAACGAUGUCCGGUGGUGGAACUCAUGUAGCCAGAGGCGGGAUGAGCUCUAAAUUAGCAGCUGAUGCGAUACCACCGGAAGUGCUGAGGAAGUACGAGGAGGACAAUGAGGCGGCUUCCAGACAGCUUGAAGAGGUCUCUCGCCACUUGCGCGAGGUCGAAGGGGAGUUAGACGCAGUCUCAAAAUCUGCACCGCAGCUCGAUAUUGCAAUAGAGAAAGUCAGCUUGGACAUCAAAACCUGUUCUAAACGGAUAGCUGAGGCGGAAAGGCGUGCGCGAGAUCUCAAGUCAAAAAUCAAGCCUGAUGCAGGCGACAUGGCUCGAGUGGCCACUUUGGAGGAAGAGAUAGCUUCUUCUACCGAGGAACUCGAAGAGCUUAAAGAGAAGACGGAUUCCAUCGAGAAGGAGAUCAAGGCCCUGGAGAAGAAGAUCCUUGAGAUUGGCGGCGCGCGUCUGUUGACACAGAAGUCGAAAGUUGACGGCAUACGGCUACAUAUCAACCUUGCGAACGACGAGAUCACCAAAGCAGAGGUCACAAAGGCUAAGGCAGAGAAGGACUCAGCGAAAUUGGAGAACACUGUCCAAUCUAACGGGGCUGUCUUGGAAGAGAUGGAAGUGGAGCUGGGAGAGUUGAACGAGCAAAUUGAGUUGAUCAAUGAGUCCGUGGAAGAACUUCGAUCUGAAGUGGAGAACGCGCAAGCUGCUGUCGACAAUUCUAAAGAUGAGUUAGAGAACCUCAAGGUUGAGCUCGACGCGAAAACCGAAGAGAUUCAAGCCUUCCGGCAGAAAGAGAUGGAACUGCAGCAAUCGAUCAAUGACUGCAGGAAGGAGGCAGCGGACAAUGAGCGGACCCUUGACCAUUGGAGGACCCAGCACGACAGUCUCAAGUUGGAAGAAAUUGACGAUGAUGAAGAUGAAGAUGAGAAGGCAGACCAUGAAAAGCAUCCUAUCAAAGAGGAGCGUGUCGAGGACUCAGCCCACAGGUCACGCGAAGACAUGCCGUCUUAUGAGUUGCACGUUUACACUGUCGAUGAGCUGUCCCUUUUCAAGAAGCGAGAUCUGGCUGCUGAGGUUGAUGAUCUGAACGAGAAAAUGAAGAACGCCAAGCCCGAUCUCAGUGUCCUGAAAGAUUACAGAAAACGAGAGGAAGAGUUUUUACGACGUGCCACAGACCUCGAAAACGUCACUGGGCUCCGCGACGCCAAGAAGCAGGAGUAUGACACGCUACGGAAACAACGCUUGGACGAGUUCAUGGCUGGCUUUAGCACUAUUUCGCUCAAACUGAAGGAGAUGUAUCAGAUGAUUACUUUGGGCGGCAAUGCUGAACUCGAGCUAGUAGAUAGUAUGGAUCCAUUCUCUGAAGGAAUUAUAUUCAGCGUCAUGCCCCCGAAGAAGAGUUGGAAGAAUAUCUCCAAUCUAUCUGGAGGUGAAAAGACUCUCAGUUCUCUUGCUUUAGUAUUUGCACUGCACGUGUACAAGCCGACACCGCUAUAUUUCAUGGACGAGAUUGACGCCGCGCUCGAUUUUCGGAACGUAUCUAUCGUAGCCAAUUACAUCAAGGAUCGCACAAAGAACGCGCAAUUCAUCAUCAUUUCACUUCGUAAUGACAUGUUUGAGAUGAGCCAUCGAUUGAUUGGUAUAUACAAGACGGCGAACGCGACUCGAAGUAUCUCCAUCGAUAACCAGCCCCUGCAUGCAAUACCCCUGAACGCCGCAGCAGCGUGA
This is a messenger RNA of Fibroporia radiculosa, 4326 nucleotides long. RefSeq lists its product as uncharacterized. Gene Ontology annotation, cellular component: chromosome. The transcript has 20 exons. Lineage: Eukaryota; Fungi; Basidiomycota; Agaricomycetes; Polyporales; Fibroporiaceae. Gene Ontology annotation, molecular function: ATP binding; protein binding; ATP hydrolysis activity. The record is from RefSeq and is a predicted model, not a curated record. Bases 1 to 4326 code for a protein of 1441 amino acids. Gene Ontology annotation, biological process: mitotic chromosome condensation.